AAUGUCGUUCUAUUUCUAGAAAUAAACAUAUUAAAAACCAAAAUGUGUUAACUAAAAAGUUAGUAGUGUGAUAUGGAAAACAUCUUAAUAUGGCUGUUCAUGUCUCUUGUCAUUUUUGUAUCUGCUAAAUUUUACGAGAUGGAUACCCGUGGAAGGAUUAACGGGCAAAUUAUGAUAGGAAGUUUGGCCAUGGUGCACGAUUCUCAUGGUAUUAAUAAUGUGAAUUGCAACUUAACCAAAAUUAAUCCCCAUGGAAUCCAACGUGUGGAAGCUAUGAGGUAUGCGGUUAGUCAGAUCAACAAAAACAACUCCCUGUUACCUGGAUUGACGUUUGGUUUGGAGGUUCGUGAUACGUGUGGUUCAGAAACAAGAGCAUUAGACGAGUCAUUACACUUUAUUGAUCGUGUUUCUGUAUGUGAAAACAAUACAAAACGAGAUGUAAUGUUUGGUGUUGUGGGACCGAGUACAAGUUUGAUAACAGCUGAGGUUGCAAAUUUGUUGCGUCUGUUCCGGAUUCCUCUGGUGUCGUACGCUGCUACUAGCAUCGAAUUGAGUGACAAGACCAAAUACGAUUUUCUCUUACGGACUGUACCCCCUGAUUCAUUCCAAGCAGAUGCUAUGGCAGAUUUUAUUGACAACGAGCUUGCGUGGAAAUCAGUUUUUGUAUUAUAUUCAACAGGUAGUUACGGAGAAUACGGUUACGAAGCAUUCAAAAUCGCCACCGAGAAGGAGAAUGUAAAAACGUGCAUAGCCGAUCAAGUCAAAAUACCCACCACAACAAAUACGACUGAUAUGCGGAAACUUUUGCAUCGAUUUCGUAGUGCUAAAUCAAACAACAAAGCUAUCGUUCGUGGAAUUGUCUGCUAUUGUGAGUUGCAUGAUAUUCAAACGCUCAUAAAUGCUGCAGAUAGUGAUCCGGCGUUUAGUGAUUUUAGAUUUAUCGGAGGUGAUACUUUUGUGCUGGGACCAAAAUCGAACAAAUCCAUUAUUUUCUCUCUCCAUUAUAACGUGACCGAUUUGAAAGAUUUUAACGAGAACUGGUACAGCAAAUUGAAUCCGAGUAACGUCAAUGCUACAGAAAAUCCUUGGUUUGAAGAUUUCUGGAUGGAGCGUUGUAAUGGUAGCGAAGCGAAUUGUUCUCUCUGCGAACACAGCCUCACUGCUGGUGUAGUUUGUCCUAGAGACGACAAAGUAGCGUACACUAUAGACGCUGUGUAUUCGUUCGCGCACGCUAUCCAUAAUGCAUUGCAGGAUUAUAAUGGCAGCGUGGACGAGCUAACGAAAUUUGUAAAUCGAAAGGAUGAUAAAUUUUUUAAGAAUUAUUUAAAAAAAGUUGACUUCCAAGGUUCGUCUGGUCGUGUGCAAUUUAAUGACUCGAUUGUCUGGGGAUCUUAUGAUAUAAACCAGUUUGACGAAGAAGGUAAACUGAGACUAAUUGGCACAUGGGACUGGGAAGGUCUUCGUGCUAUCUCGCGAGUGGAUAGGAAUCGGUUUUACGUUGGUGAUAGCUCGUGUAAACCAGAAUGCAAAUCGGAAGAACGGAGAGUACCGUUUAAAAAUUGCUGCUGGGCUUGUGAAAGAUGUAAGCCCAACGAUUACAUCGAGUCAAAAACCAACUGCAUGCCGUGUGGCCGUGGUAAAAAACCGAACGCAUCGUACACCGGUUGUUACGAUCUGAAGGUUAUUCACAUUAGUUUGUCGUGGAAAGUCGUUCUUUGCAUUAUAGCUACGUGUGGUGUUGCUGCUACGUUAUUUACAAUCAAGACGUUUAUCUCGCACAACGAUACACCGCUGGUGAAAGGUUCUGGUCGGGAGCUGAGUUACGUGUUAUUGUUCGGCAUACUAAUGCUGUUUUGUAUCCCGUUCUUGUUGUUGGCCGAUCCGCGCAGGACUAUAUGCGGGAUUGCUCGAUUCAGUGUCGGCUUAAUGUUGUGUGUUUGCUAUAGCGCGUUGCUAAUCAAAACCAAUCGAAUUGCGAGGAUUUUCUCAGGGCGACAGAAUUUAUUGUUUUUGACACCCAACUGGCAAUUACUGCUUGCAACGUUUUUGUUAAUGCCGCAGAUUUUAAUCGGCGCAAUUGGUUUAAUCGAACACCCGCCCAUUUUUUCGAUCGAUUAUUCGUUCCCUACUUAUGGCGUGAAAAAAUGUAAUUCGGAGACGCCCGACCUUAUCGUUUCAAUCUCCUACAACCUCGUUUUGGUUUUUCUCACCACGUAUUACGCGUUCCGCACCCGAAAAGUUCCCGCCAAUUUCAAUGAGGCGCGGUUUAUCGGAUUUGUUAUGUAUACCACGUGUGUGUUAUGGCUGGCGUUUUUGCCGGUAUUUUACGGAACAAGCUCAGAGUACAAGACGAUAUUUAUUAUCCUAAACUUGACAAUGAACGCUGCGACGCUUCUGAUUGGUCUAUUCGGUAUUAAGCUGUAUAUUAUACUACUGCGACCAGAUAAAAACUCACGUACAAAUUCAAAGCUGAGAUCUAUAACGUUCUGUUCGGAAGGAAACUAUUCGUCCGGUGUAUUAAAUUUGGAUAGUACGGUUGCGCUAGAAGCCAAGAUGGAGAGUGUUUCUUCACAAAAUGGUCUAACUGUACGAUACACCAAAUCCACCACCGAAGCUUCUCUUGUUCUAGAAGGUGAAGAAACGCAAACUCCUGCGGAGGAGAGUAGUAUUCAUGACGACGUAUUUACUAAUGAGAAUACAAACGAAAAAAGCGGAGAGCUUCAUGUAAAUUAUAUUCCACAACAAAACAAUUUCCAUAGAGCCCUUCGUCACACGCUAACUUUGUAGUUGAGAAUGUGUUCAUAUGUGAUCUACGGAGAAGUACAAUUGUUAUGCGUUCUCUGUACGCUCCCUUUUUGGUCAGGAAAGACGAAUUAGAUACUGGCGUUGUAAUAGAUGUUACGAAAACACGCUGUGGUGGAGUAGUGAAACCAUCCUCGUCACCAGACCUCUUAAUGUUAUCAAAGAGCUCUGGGGACGAGAAUGCAGUAGAACAGUCCAUAUUCCUGUUUUGUUCUUAUAUCUGAUUUAGACGAUGCAAAUUUUAUAGACGUGUUAUUUGCGUGUGUGUCGUGAUUCACACUAGCAUGAAUUUUAUAAAGAGAUGUGUUUAUACAAAUGUUAGAUGUGACAGAUAUGUUUAUAGAAAAUACUUGGCGAUAAUACAGAUGAAGUCAUAAUUUUAUAAAUAGCUCAUUAUUUUUAUUUUUUACAAUCUGAUAAUAUUAUCACCUCUCAUAGUUUAUAAAUUUUAUUUUUAUUUUUGCAGAAUUUGGGAGUUCGUCCUUAAUUUAAUUUAAUUUCGUUUGUCUGUAGCACGACUUCUUUUCUGGCAACACACAGAAUACGAAUACUAAAGAAAUAAGUCGAAUUGUCAGAAAGACUUAAAAUAUCAUUUUUUUUUAAGAUCACGAGGCUUAAAUUGAAAAGUAUGAUUCUUAUGUAAAAAAGUGUGUAGUGUCGUCAUGAGUAACUAAACGUCAAAAAACAAACGUCAAAAACAAACGACAAAAAACAAACGUCAAAAGAAAAUGUCAAAAAACUAACGUCAAAAAAAAAACGUCAAAAACAAGCGUCAAGUAUUACAAUUGCUUUUAAAUUUUACUUCUCCCGCUUUAACCCAAAACUCAAAAUCGAAAAUUAUUUGGAUGACCGAUUUGAAAUCACAUCAUCUAUAUAAAUUUGACUUUUGUCGAAUAUUUUUUGAUACGUGAGUGGUUUAUUACUCCCAUCUUACGUGGGCGGUGGAAAACAGGGCGUUCAGGUAAUUGGGUCGCGAAUAAUUAUUGUAUAUACAUAUAGCUUCUCCAUAACAUUUUUUUUGGUAGUAGCAAUUUUUAAUCUUUUAAAUAUUAAGAACUUAAUUGUUGUAGAAUUUUAGUUAAAUUUUAGUUAAAGAGAAAUUUGAUAAUUUUGUAAAAAGUGUAAUGUAUAUAUUUUUUUCAUUCUGUAUAUUCGGAUAAAAUUUUAUAAUUCUACGUUUCCAAUUUAGCUAUGAUUACACCAGAAUUUUUUUUGUCCACUAUUUUUAUUAUUUGGUUUUGGUUUGCUAGCUACACCAGAAAGUGAAACAUCUACACGAAAGUUCAAAGUGGAUUUUUUUUGGUAUACUAUUAUUAUCUUGUUCUUUUUCUUUCUUUUUUUAAUGUGAUAAAAUAAAAUUUAGAUAAAAUAAUAUUUAAAGAAAUUGGAGACAUAUUUUUUUUAAGAGAUAAAAAUGCAUGAAAAUUAUAGUUCUAAAAGUCCUUUUCAUAUCACCCCCCCCCCCCCCCCCCCCUCCAUUCAAAGGUGGACCAUGCAGAAUAAUUAUCUGUUAAAUCAUACUCAGAGUGAUUCUGUCACGUCAAAUUCAGAGUGAUUCUGUCCAGGCUAUAGUUUAUUACGUCAUCGAUCCAAAUGUUUACUUUUGUACCGACGUCUUUAAAUAGAGUUCUAUUCAGAGGGACCAAUAAUGAAAGGAAUAUCUCUCGAAAACGAACGUAAACAGCUUAUUUUAUUGCUUUAAUAUUGAAUUUAACAGUCCCGUAGGAAAGGAUGGGGGAGGGGGAAAGGGGUGUCUUAGUCCUUCCUCAAUAGUUUUUUGUAAUUGAACAUAUAAAAAGCAAUAUUAGUACCUUCCCUUUUGCUUUUUCUGUCAAUCGAGAGGUGCUAAUUUGCGAAAUCUUCCCCUCAACCCAAACAUAGUAGAUCUUUGCAGAAACACCAAAUUUAAACCCCCAAGAAGCUCCCUCAUCUACGAAAGAGUUUAGUGUAGAGAGACUCUAACACUUGUUUCAAUUUGUUUCGUUUAGAAGUUAUAUUUCUUUGUUUGUUUUUUCAGAGCAGAGCAUAUAUUUUGCAAAAUAUAAAUUUCUAUGGUUAUAUACAUAUUUUUUUGUAAUAGCAAGAAACAAUUUAAAGCCUUGUUUA
This is a messenger RNA of Hydractinia symbiolongicarpus, 4908 nucleotides long. Its product is annotated as metabotropic glutamate receptor 3-like. Lineage: Eukaryota; Metazoa; Cnidaria; Hydrozoa; Anthoathecata; Hydractiniidae. Gene Ontology annotation, biological process: G protein-coupled glutamate receptor signaling pathway; regulation of synaptic transmission, glutamatergic. The record is from RefSeq and is a predicted model, not a curated record. Gene Ontology annotation, cellular component: membrane. Gene Ontology annotation, molecular function: adenylate cyclase inhibiting G protein-coupled glutamate receptor activity. The transcript is spliced from 4 exons. The coding region runs from base 73 to 2787 and encodes 904 amino acids.